Candidozyma duobushaemuli is the source of this 2064-nucleotide messenger RNA. It is a transcript of the gene KCS1, whose product is annotated as inositol polyphosphate kinase. The record is from RefSeq and is a predicted model, not a curated record. Gene Ontology annotation, cellular component: nucleus; cytoplasm. Gene Ontology annotation, molecular function: inositol hexakisphosphate kinase activity. NCBI's taxonomy places the organism in Eukaryota, Fungi, Ascomycota, Pichiomycetes, Serinales, Metschnikowiaceae. The transcript has a single exon. The coding region runs from base 1 to 2064 and encodes 687 amino acids. Gene Ontology annotation, biological process: inositol phosphate biosynthetic process; phosphatidylinositol phosphate biosynthetic process.
AUGGACCACAUGAAGAGCCCUUUCCCGCUGGUUGAGCAUUGGCCAGAUAGAAGGGCCGAAGAUGAUGAGAGAGAAGUCACGCUGGUGGCAGGCAGAAAGGCUGCUAGGCUGAUGAACCUAUUCAGAGGAGACGGUCACAAUGUUGAUGCGUUGAUCGACCCCACCGACCAGGAGCCAGCAGUGUCCCGUAAGGCAUCGCUCAAAAAGCCCGAGACUCUGCUGCAGAGUGAUUCGCCUUCGUUGGAGCCCGUCUCCUCGGCCACGUAUAUCCCACACCAUCCGGUCAAGCUUAAGGAAGGCCCUUUCAACACACUCAGCCCAGACAACAACCUCCAGCAUCUCACCGCCGACGUCGAGUUUGACCGAGGCUCGGACGGUGACAUCACACGAAUCAAAAAACGCACCCCCGAGCGUCGGCCCAAGAGAAGGACAAAAGUAAACUUCAUCGGCCUUGACGACAAGAACGGCUGCAAUAACCUACAUGAUGACUUCAUGGCUGUGAACCUCAAUGAGUCUGCCUCUGUCUCCGAUCACGGGGACACCAACACUCUUGCAUCCACCAAUGAGGCUUACCCGCUCACAGUAGAGCUACGGCCUUUCAGAAACAAGGUAGGUGGCCACACGGCCAUUUUCCGUUUCAGCAAGCGGGCAGUCUGCAAAGCACUCAUGAACCGCGAGAAUGUUUGGUACGAGGCAGUCGAGAAGAGGCACCCUGAAUUGCUUAAGUUUCUUCCCAAAUACAUUGGCGUGCUUAAUGUGCGCUACUCCAGCAUUGUAUCAGAGGAUGCAAACUCCCCACUGCUAGUGCCUUCGGAGUCAACUCGUGAGGAGACGCCACACGCAAGGCAGUCUCUUGAUGGGAGCAAGCCCAAUCCCAGAUCCCGGCUCAGCGAGGACGGCCCACCACCCGAGGUUUCUCUCGACGACAACCUCCACAUCAUUCCUGAUCUUUUACGCAAGCAUUAUUCCAGCAGUGCCCCCAGCAUCGGUGCUCUGGACGAGAUGUCGUGUUCCAUUGAAGGUCAACCUGAGGUAUUUCCCUCGACUUCACCCGAAAAUAAUGGCUACGACGCCAGCAUAGGAUCAACUUCCGUUAACCAAGAUUUGCAGGCUCAAAUCAUACAGGAAGUAUUCGUUCCUCCUGGCACCAAGUCGGAUGACAUUUUUGAGAUGGAUCAUGAUGAUAUCGGCAAUGAGGACCACGACAGCCUGAAUGAACACGCCGAACGCCCAGAGGAAGAAAGGCACGUUUUGCGAAAGCAUACACGAUUCGAGAGAUUUAUCCUCCUUGAAGAUUUGACUGCCGAGAUGCAACGUCCCUGUGCACUCGAUCUCAAGAUGGGUACCCGUCAAUACGGACUCGAGGCGACGGAUGCAAAGCAGGCAUCUCAACGCAAGAAGUGUGCCACAACGACAUCUCGUGAGCUUGGAGUUCGUGUCUGCGGCCUCCAGGUUUGGGAUAGGUCGAAGCAAAAAUACUUCAUGAGGGAUAAAUACUUUGGUCGUAAACUUCAUUCAGGCCUUCCCUUUGCCAAAACGUUGGCCAAAUUUCUCUAUGAUGGCAUGUCUGCAUUUUCUAUCAUCUGCAAAAUCCCACAUAUCAUCAAACAGCUUGAGGCCCUUAUCGAGAUAUUCAGCAAGCUUGUUGGCUACAGAAUGUACGGCCUGUCAGUGCUUUUGAUGUACGACGGUGCCGGUCCAGAGGACACAGAAGUAAGAGCCAAUAUCAUUGACUUUGCUCAAAGUGUUCUCGGAGACGAAACCUCGAUUCAAAGUUACCGCAAGCCGCCUAUGCUCUCUGGCAAGCCUGACAUGGGGUAUCUACGCGGCCUCAAGUCGAUCCGUCGCUACCUAAAAGUUAUCUUUAAAAUCAUCACGGGAGACGACUACGACAGCAUAACCAAGCAUCUUGAGGAGUACUUAAAGACCAACCGUGAUCGCUUGAAUGAGCCAUACGUUUGGGUUGAAGAGUUCGCGGAGUCAAAGGAAAGUGCCGAUUCCAUGGACGCCUUUGAUAUCCGUUAUGACGAUCGAGCCGACGAUGACGAAUAUGUCAGCGAGUAA